Entelurus aequoreus (snake pipefish) is the source of this 6002-nucleotide messenger RNA. Its product is annotated as poly [ADP-ribose] polymerase tankyrase-1-like. The record is from RefSeq and is a predicted model, not a curated record. Gene Ontology annotation, molecular function: protein binding; NAD+ poly-ADP-ribosyltransferase activity. The transcript has 28 exons. NCBI's taxonomy places the organism in Eukaryota, Metazoa, Chordata, Actinopteri, Syngnathiformes, Syngnathidae. The coding region runs from base 60 to 3854 and encodes 1264 amino acids.
UACCCCCACUUUCACCGGAAACGCGGAGCAGCGUUUAUUGUUGCUGGUGAGCUGCUGUAAUGGCGGUGUCUCGUCGCUCCGCGCAGCAGCAACAACAACUAAAUAGCUUACAGUCGCCGCCGAGGAGCAGCUCGCUUUCGGGUGCUCCUUCGGCCGCCCCGCUGAUGGCCUCGGCCAACUCGCCGCUCCACACCGAGCGGGAAUGCAACGGCGGCAUCGAAGGCUCUGCGGCCUCCCCGGACCUCGCAGCCCCGCUCCUCGCCACCAGCGCCAGCCCCAGCAGCACCACCACCUCCGGGGGCAGCAACGUCUCCAGCCCCGGCUCCGGGGCCGCCAGCCCCGCCGACGGAAUAAGCGGAAUCGGCGGCGCGUUCAGGGAGUUAUUCGAGGCCUGUCGCAACGGGGACGUGUCGAGAGUGAAGAGGCUCGUCGACACCGUCAACGUGAACGCCAAAGACAUGGCUGGUCGCAAGUCCACUCCUCUGCACUUUGCUGCGGGGUUUGGAAGGAAAGAUGUAGUGGAGCAUCUCCUCCAGACGGGGGCCAAUGUCCAUGCCAGGGAUGAUGGAGGUCUAAUCCCCCUGCACAAUGCCUGCUCCUUUGGCCAUGCAGAGGUGGUGGGCCUCCUCCUGUGUCAGGGUGCAGACCCCAAUGCCAGAGACAACUGGAACUACACUCCUCUACACGAGGCUGCCAUCAAGGGAAAGAUAGAUGUGUGCAUAGUGUUACUCCAGCAUGGUGCUGAUCCUAACAUACGCAAUACUGAUGGAAAGUCAGCUCUGGAUCUGGCUGACCCUUCCGCUAAGGCUGUACUAACAGGUGAAUACAAGAAAGAUGAGCUCCUGGAAGCAGCAAGGAGUGGAAAUGAAGAAAAACUAAUGGCUUUACUGACUCCAUUAAAUGUCAACUGCCAUGCCAGUGAUGGCCGAAAGUCAACAUCUCAAAAAAUGCUGUCAACUCCUCUCCACCUGGCUGCCGGCUACAACCGAGUGCGCAUUGUACAACUCCUUCUUCAGCAUGGAGCUGAUGUUCACGCUAAGGACAAGGGCGGCCUGGUUCCUCUACACAAUGCUUGUUCCUACGGUCACUUUGAGGUUACUGAGCUUCUGCUUAAGCAUGGCGCCUGUGUCAACGCCAUGGACUUGUGGCAGUUCACUCCUCUCCAUGAGGCAGCAUCCAAGAACCGUGUGGAGGUUUGCUCCUUGCUGCUGAGCCACGGUGCUGAUCCCACCCUGCUCAACUGCCACAGCAAGAGUGCUGUGGACAUGGCCCCCACCCCAGAGUUAAAGGAGAGACUGACCUAUGAGUUCAAAGGUCAUUCACUGCUGCAGGCAGCACGGGAAGCAGACAUGGCCAAAGUGAAGAAGACGCUGGCUUUGGAAAUCAUCAGCUUCAAACAUCCUCAAACCAAUGAGACAGCUCUGCAUUGUGCUGUGGCUUCUCCACACCCGAAGAGGAAGCAAGUAACUGAAUUGCUGCUGCGUAAAGGUGCCAACAUUAAUGAGAAGAACAAGGACUUUAUGACUCCUUUGCACGUUGCUGCAGAGAGAGCUCACAAUGACAUUCUGGAGGUGCUACAGAAACACGGAGCCAAGAUAAAUGCUGUGGACACACUCGGACAGACCGCUCUGCACAGGGCUGCACUGGCCGGUCACAUUCAAACCUGCAAGCUGUUGCUAGGCUACGGGGGCGACCCGUCCAUCGUGUCCCUGCAGGGUUUCACUGCUGCACAGAUGGGUAACGAAGCUGUUCAACAGAUUCUCAAUGAUAAUGUUCCCACACGUAACUCUGACGUGGACUACAGAUUUCUUGAAGCAGCCAAAGCAGGAGAUCUUGAGACCGUGCAGCAACUCUGCACCCCUCAAAAUGUAAACUGUCGCGAUUUGGAGGGCCGCCACUCAACUCCACUCCACUUUGCUGCUGGUUACAACCGAGUGGCUGUUGUGGAAUACCUGCUUCACCACGGAGCUGAUGUACAUGCCAAGGACAAGGGCGGACUGGUUCCUCUGCACAACGCAUGCUCCUACGGCCACUAUGAGGUUGCAGAGUUGCUGGUCAGGCAUGGAGCCUCAGUAAAUGUCGCCGACCUGUGGAAGUUCACCCCGCUUCACGAAGCGGCAGCCAAGGGCAAAUAUGAGAUUUGCAAGCUACUGCUCAAACAUGGAGCGGAUCCGUCUAAGAAGAACCGAGACGGCAACAUGCCACUGGACAUGGUGAAAGAUGGAGACACUGACAUCCAGGAUCUGCUUAGGGGUGAUGCUGCCCUGCUGGAUGCUGCCAAAAAAGGUUGCCUGGCCCGCGUCCAGAAACUUUGCUCCCCAGAGAACAUCAACUGCAGAGACACUCAAGGCCGCAACUCCACACCACUCCACCUUGCAGCUGGUUACAACAAUCUGGAAGUGGCUGAGUAUCUGCUGGAGCACGGGGCUGAUGUCAACGCGCAGGACAAGGGAGGCCUUAUACCUCUCCACAAUGCUGCCUCCUAUGGCCAUGUGGAUAUAGCAGCUCUGCUCAUAAAGUACAAUACAUGUGUGAAUGCCACAGACAAAUGGGCUUUCACUCCCCUUCACGAGGCAGCCCAGAAGGGUCGCACACAGCUCUGUGCCCUCCUGCUCGCUCAUGGGGCUGAUCCAACAAUGAAGAACCAAGAGGGCCAGACAGCCCUGGACCUGGCCACGGCUGAUGACAUCAGAGCCCUCCUGAUGGACGCCAUGCCCCCGGACUCUCUUCCCAGCUGCUUCAAGCCACAGGCCACAGUGGUUAGCGCCUCUGUCAUCUCCCCGGCCUCCACACCGUCCUGCUUAUCAGCUGCCAGCAGCAUAGACAACCUGGCCGGGCCUCUGACUGAGCUGGCGAGCGGUGCUGCUGCUGCUGCUGCUGCUGCUGGCAACUCAGGAGUAGCAGAUGGAGCAACGGGCACUGACCGCAAGGAAGGAGAAUUGACAAUGCUGGACAUGAACAUAAGUCAGUUCAUGAAGAGUCUUGGUCUGGAGCACUUAAGGGAUAUUUUUGAAAGAGAGCAGAUAACUUUGGAUGUCCUUGCUGACAUGGGCCACGAGGAGCUGAAAGAAAUCGGGAUCAAUGCCUACGGUCACCGACACAAACUUAUCAAGGGUGUAGAGAGGCUGCUGGGUGGCCAGCAAGGUGGCAACCCAUACCUUACAUUCCACUGUGCCAACCAGGGCACCAUCCUCAUAGACCUCGCUCCAGAUGACAAGGAGUAUCAGUCUGUGGAAGAGGAGAUGCAGAGCACCAUCAGAGAGCACAGAGAUGGAGGCAAUGCAGGCGGGGUCUUCAGCAGAUACAACAUCAUCAAGAUCCAAAAAAUCGUGAACAAGAAGUUGCGGGAACGUUACACGCACAGGCAGAAGGAGAUCGCAGAUGAAAACCAUAACCACCACAAUGAGCGCAUGCUGUUUCACGGUUCCCCAUUCAUCAACGCCAUCAUACACAAGGGCUUUGACGAGCGUCACGCCUACAUAGGAGGAAUGUUCGGGGCAGGUAUCUACUUCGCGGAGAACUCCUCCAAGAGCAACCAGUACGUCUAUGGCAUCGGCGGAGGCACAGGCUGUCCGACACACAAAGACCGGUCCUGCUACCUGUGCCACAGGCAGAUGUUGUUUUGCAGGGUGACCCUGGGAAAGUCCUUCUUACAGUUCAGCGCUAUGAAGAUGGCCCACGCUCCGCCAGGACACCACUCCGUGAUCGGGCGACCCAGCGUGAACGGCUUGGCCUACGCCGAGUAUGUCAUCUACCGAGGAGAGCAGGCCUACCCAGAGUACAUCAUAACAUACCAGAUCUUAAAACCAGAGAGUGUGGCCCAGUCUGCUGCAGCCGCUGAACAGAAGUCCUAGUCACUCACCACAACUAAAUGCUAUCAUUUUGUCCUUUGUAUAGACCAUGCAUAAGGAGGCGUAUUGGUAUUUUUCCAGUUUCCCCCCCGGUGGACUCCAUGGUGACCAGUGCUUUGUGAGCAGAUAUGCUGUAUAAUUCUCUUCUACUCGUCUCUCUCCCAUCCUUGUGCAUUUAGCCGCAUGCUAACACACGAGCAUGUGAGGCCCAGUAGGGUGAGUGGGUGACUUACCCUAUUUUUCCGAGUAUAAGUCGCACCCCCGGCCAAACUAUGAAAAAAAAACUGCGACUUAUAGUCCGAAAAAUACGGUAUAUUGGUAGUUUACCACGCAUAAAGACUAUGGAGAAUGACCAACCUCUCAUAUAUUUACACGUACUGUUUUAAAUAUGUGGACUAUGAAUGCAGCCAUAUCUGUGCUCGUACUGUACAGAGGAUUCAAGGUGAACACUAUCAAAAAGCUCAUUCUGUAAUAUUGACUGAAUUUUAAGGACAACACUGCUGACAGUUUUCAGUGCUUUUGGUUCUGUUGCAUGUGCUGUAUGGAAGGCGGAGAUACUUUUGUUAUGGCAUUACAAUAUAGUCCUGUUAGAGCAGGGGUCACCAACCUUUUUGAAAGCAAGAGCUACUUCUUGGGUAGUGAUUAAUGCGGAGGGCUACCAGUUUGAUACACACUUCAAUAAAUUGCCAGAAAUAGCCAAUUUGCUCAAUUUACCUUUAACUCUAUGUUAUUAUUAAUAAUUAAUGAUAUUUACACUUAAUUGAAUGGUUUAAAAGAGGAGGAAACACAAAAAAAUGACAAUUACAUUUUAAAACAUAGUUUAUCUUCAAUUUCGACUCUUUAAAAUUCAAAAUUCAACCGAAAAAAAGAAGAGAAAAACUAGCUAAUUCGAAUCUUUUUGAAAAAAUUAAAAAAUAAUAAUUUAUAGAACAUCAUUAGUAAUUUUUCCUGAUUAAGAUUAAUUUUAGAAUUUUGAUGACAUGUUUUAAAUAGGUUAAAAUCCAAUCUGCACUUUGUUAGAAUAUAAAACAAAUUGGACCAAGCUAUAUUUCUAACAAAGACAAAUCAUUAUUUCUUCUAGAUUUUCCAGAACAAAACUUUUUCAAAGAAAUUCAAAAGACUUUGAAAUAAGAUUUAAAUUUGAUUCUACAGAUUUUCUAGAUUUGCCAGAAUAAUAUUUUUUGAAUUUUAAUCAUAAGUUUGAAGAAAUAUUUCACAAAUAUUCUUCGUCGAAAAAACAGAAGCUAAAAUGAAGAAUUAAAUUAAAAUUUAUUUAUUAUUCUUUACAAUAAAAAAUUAAUUUACUUGAACAUUGGUUUAAAUUGUCAGGAAAGAAGAGGAAGGAAUUUAAAAGCUAAAAAGGUAUAUGUGUUUAAAAAUCCUAAAAUCAUUUUAAGGUUGUAUUUUUUCUCUAAAAUUGUCUUUCUGAAAGUUAUAAGAAGCAAAGUAAAAAAAUAAUGAAUUUAUUUAAACAAGUGAAGACCAAGUCUUUCAAAUAUUUUCUUGGAUUUUCAAAUUCUAUUUGAGUUUUGUCUCUCUUACAAUUAAAAAUGUCGAGCAAAGCGAGACCAGCUUGCUAGUAAAUAAAUAAAAUUUUAAAAAAAUAGAGGCAGCUCACUGGUAAGUGCUGCUAUUUGAGCUAUUUUUAGAACAGGCCAGCGGGCUACUCAUCUGGUCCUUACGGGCUACCUGGUGCCCGCGAACACCGCGUUGGUGACCCCUGUGUUCGAGUAUGCUCAGUAACACAGCUUGGUUGCAAUGUCAAACCUGGUAAUAGCACACACAUAUGGAUGCUGUACAUGGAAAGCAUUAUGUAUGAUCGACUAUCUUAGCGUUGAAACAUGCUUGUGAUGAUAGCCAGUGAACUCAUCAAAGCAUCCUGCUCUCACCGUCUUUGCAAAUACAUCCCAUGCAGAAGGAUUUGCACUUUUACAUAGAUACCUAUUUAAGUUAUUUGAAUUGAAAAAACAUUUUCAGGAAAAAAAAAAUGUGUACAGGUUGUGUAAAUGGUUGUUUAUAACUUGCUGUUUAACAGUGUCUUAAGUUGAACGUUUGUUUUUCCUUUCAUGCCUUCUAGAUUUUCCCUUUUUUUUUUUUAAUAAAUGUGACAUUAACAGUUCCUUGUACAUUUGCAUUAAAUUGUUACCUUAA